Messenger RNA from Drosophila rhopaloa, 935 nucleotides. RefSeq lists its product as uncharacterized. Bases 76 to 441 code for a protein of 121 amino acids. The transcript has a single exon. Lineage: Eukaryota; Metazoa; Arthropoda; Insecta; Diptera; Drosophilidae. The record is from RefSeq and is a predicted model, not a curated record.
CAAGCACAACCACAACCUCCACUACGACAACCAUACCUUCUAGAACACUGAGCAAAGCAAACAAGAUCCAACAAGAUGCCGGCGGACAUAGUGACCACGGAGCAGCUGCGCUACCAGCUCGCCUUCAGCCACGCCAUGGAGCGGACCACGCGGCACUGGGAGGAGACCUUCUGCUGGUACCCGCGGAUGCAGAGCUGCCACUUCCAGAGGAUCGACCAGAUCUACCUGGAGAGUCGCCAGCGGUACGGCGACGAGCACUUCCUCCGGUACGCCAACCGGAGGCGCCUGCUCAAGAAGUACGUGGUGACCGCCCAGGAUGUGGUCGAAAGUCUGGGGGAACGGAGGACGCUGGAGAACGACGGCAUCCUGGGCAUCCGGGUGGCGGCCACCGAGAACGGGGAGUACGGCCGGCUGAAGCCCUCGAGCCUGUACUUCUGCUAGGAUCCCCCGUCUCCCCUAAUCCUCGCCAGAACCGCUCACAAUUAAACUAUCAUCCGCUGCUGACAAUGCAACUCUCAAUGGCCGUCACUCAUUACGACGAUUUUAGCAUGACCGUGCGCAUAAAUAACAAGGUGAAAACGUCAGUCCGACCUGCAACCGGUUGUGCCCGCCCCCUCCGUCGUAGCGAGUGCCCACUGUACCCUUUCCUACUUUGACGCGUCUGAAAAGUUCGCACAGGUAAUUAAGUGAUCGCGUCUGUCCACUCGAUGAGAUGACUCGCCUCGUUUGUUCGGCUUGGAAACUGUAUUUAUGGCGCCCAUAAAAUGGGAGAUAUUCCGCGAGUGCAUGAUAUGGCACACCAUUUACACUCGCACUUGCAGGUGCAUUGAAUUAGUUAUUGAAACGACGCGAUCUUGGGCAAAUCUUAAAGAGGGGGUGUGAUAUCGGGAGGGAAGUACUUUAUUUUUUGGUUCCUAAACUAAUGGUUUGAUAGA